CAAAGAUGAUCGUCCAUAGAUUCCUAGCCCUAUAGCUCAUGUUGUUCUCCGUCAGGAUGACCACCAUGCGGUUGACACCGCCGCCAAUCAUCCGCACCACUCCGAGGCGGUUGCACUUCAAGGAACCGUGCGACUAUAUGGCGCACCACUGCUUUAAAGCAUACAUCACGGGCGCUGUGUGCGGCAGAACACUGUACUUCCACUACUACACGUUCAAGAACUACUGCAUGCUGGAGUAUGUCAACUGUAUGGAGAGAUACCGAGUGUGGCAGCUUCUGCAUAUGGGACCCUGCUACGAGGUUAAGGAGCACGAGGAGUAUCUCAGAUAUCCGUAUGAUGACGACUACUUCUUGGACCAGUAUUAUGUUAUAGAAGACCACUGA
Bicyclus anynana (squinting bush brown) is the source of this 383-nucleotide messenger RNA. RefSeq lists its product as uncharacterized. The transcript has 4 exons. The record is from RefSeq and is a predicted model, not a curated record. NCBI's taxonomy places the organism in Eukaryota, Metazoa, Arthropoda, Insecta, Lepidoptera, Nymphalidae. The coding region runs from base 39 to 383 and encodes 114 amino acids.